AUGAUAAGAUCGGCAGCAAGGAUUCCACAUCAACUGGCUUUACAUUCCAGUCGGAUAGCUUUACGGAAAUCAAUCGAACCUACAAGCCUGUCAGUCUUGUCAAGAUUCAAUACAUUGUCUUCACUUCGGUCACAGUCUGCACCUCUCUCAAUUGCUCAUUAUGCUACUUCUGCUUUUGCCAAUGCUAAGCCAUUGAAUCACUCUGAUUCAACUUCAACAUCUGCACAAGCGGUCUCACAACCACAAAGCAAGGGACAACAGAACAACUCCAACGAGAGUAAAUCGGAAAAUGAAGGAGAACAACCAGACCCCGAUGAGCCUCCAAAGAAAGCCACGAUACGAGAACGAUUACGAUUCUUAACUAGAAGAUAUGGUUGGUGGGCAUUGGGUGUAUAUUUAUUGGCAAGUACGGUAGAUUUCUCUUUGGUAUUCUUGGCUAUUCAUUUAUUGGGAGCAGAUCAUAUUCGCGAAUUAGAAGAUGGCGUAAGAAAGUACUUUGGUAUGGGUAAAAGAGAAAUGGAAGAUCAUGAAAAAGGAGAUGGAAAGGAUAGCUCAACUUUGUGGACUGAGGCUGUGUUAGCAUAUACUAUUCACAAAACACUUUUGUUGCCAUUCAGAGUUGGAAUCACUGCCGCCGUCACUCCAACAUUUGUUAAAUAUAUGGUUCGUUUGGGAUGGGCAAAGAAUAAUGCUGCCGUUCAACAAGCUGCUCAAAAAGCAAAGAUGGCAAAAGAGGCUGCAAAAAAGGCAGUAAAGAAAGCCGAUUAA
This is a messenger RNA of Meira miltonrushii, 768 nucleotides long. RefSeq lists its product as uncharacterized. The coding region runs from base 1 to 768 and encodes 255 amino acids. The transcript is spliced from 2 exons. The record is from RefSeq and is a predicted model, not a curated record. Gene Ontology annotation, cellular component: mitochondrion. NCBI's taxonomy places the organism in Eukaryota, Fungi, Basidiomycota, Exobasidiomycetes, Exobasidiales, Brachybasidiaceae.